AUGCUGAAAUCAGAAUUUCCUUGGAUGUUACUCGAAAUUUUUAUUGGUGUGAAAGCCGUCCAUUUUCUUCAAUAUUGAUGAAUCGCAGGAUGGCGCUAAAUUAUACUUUUGAUAAUCACAUUGUUGUCCUGGUUUCCGCGCGUCCCGAUGACCCCAUCAUGGACUUGCGCGAUUUCGUCGUGCCUCUGCGCAGCAGUCGCAUCCCCCAUGACGAACUAAAGGAAAUCGUGUUUCUGGGCAACGCGCAGUAUCUGGUUAGAGAGUGGCCGCAGCUGCGCAAUCUGCCGCUGAUCACCGUCGUGGACGGCGAUCCCCUUGACCGGGCGGAUCUGCGGGCCGUCUCCGUCAAAUCCGCCUCGGUGUGCGUAGUGCUCUCCGCCUGGAGUGGCAAAUCCGUGGAUCCGGUACUGGACGAUAAAACCGCUGUGCUGACGACACUGAAUCUGAAGGCCAUGCCUUUGACCAUCCCGCUGGGAAAAUGACGGAAGUUCCUUUUGAACUCACCAUUGUUACCGCUCUGCAACACGAUCAUAACGUACGAAUACUGAGCGACAGCGCACAGUCGGAGGCAAAAAUAACGGAAGCCUUCCUGAUGGAACCAUUUAUGUGCGGACAGACUGUAACAAUUUCGGCCCUUGAUUCCCUAAUCAGCACGAGUUAUUUUACUCCACUCGCUGUGCCUAUAUUCGAGCAUCUGUUGUACGGGUUUCAAAGUCCACUGAUGGAGAGCUAUUUAGCGGAAGGCGUGGGGCUGAUGGGCGGAGACGAUUAUGCUUCCGACAGACUUUCCGAGUACAAUGUCAGAAUCCGGCUGAUUCCUGUUACGGAUGGUCCCUGGACGUCAAUUAUUUCCGUUGCGGAAAACAACGACCUGGCAUAUGCAACGUUAUUUGUCGCUGCCCUCAAAUGCUGUAUGAUCUGUCUGGGGAUAUCCAGGAAAAUGAACGGACAUGAUUACCGAACAACAAAGCGAAUUGUCAUAACCAAUCCAUCGAAACACUGCGUACUGCGCUGGGAUGACCAUGUUUACGUCUUGACAAAGUAGCUGCAGCACGAUACCAAAUAAGCACGAUUUUGUGCUGUAAAUAUAAUUUUUAACAUCUAGUACAAAAUGUCUUUCUCAGCUCUUACCGAUACAACGGUUCUCAUUAUUCUGUACAAUUUCGUGAUUAACUGACCUGUUCUUUCAGGCUUUCAGCUAAAGUAAACUACAUUUUUUGACCGCUCUUUGUGUUAAACAAAAUUAGCGCUAGAAAUUUUAGCGCGACUAUCACAGUUAUAGAUAAAAUGCA
Molecule: messenger RNA, 1292 nt
Organism: Paramacrobiotus metropolitanus
Lineage: Eukaryota; Metazoa; Tardigrada; Eutardigrada; Parachela; Macrobiotidae
Product: calcium-activated potassium channel slo-1-like
Exons: 5
Coding region: 479-1045 (188 amino acids)
Molecular function (GO): large conductance calcium-activated potassium channel activity
Source: RefSeq, a predicted model, not a curated record